This is a messenger RNA of Gadus macrocephalus (Pacific cod), 3758 nucleotides long. RefSeq names its product fms related receptor tyrosine kinase 3 (gene flt3). Gene Ontology annotation, cellular component: signaling receptor complex. The coding region runs from base 1242 to 3305 and encodes 687 amino acids. The transcript is spliced from 23 exons. Gene Ontology annotation, biological process: B cell differentiation; cytokine-mediated signaling pathway; protein phosphorylation. The record is from RefSeq and is a predicted model, not a curated record. NCBI's taxonomy places the organism in Eukaryota, Metazoa, Chordata, Actinopteri, Gadiformes, Gadidae. Gene Ontology annotation, molecular function: ATP binding; transmembrane receptor protein tyrosine kinase activity.
UUUCAACAUGGGACCACCGAUCUUCAGACAUGGUCCCACUGUGACAGGGCCAUGUCCCGCAUGGUGGACGGACUGCGGUGCAUAGGUUGUACUCGGGUGCAUGUGGUGCUCUGCUGUCCCAUCCCAGAGAUGGUUGCUGGUGUUUCAGAGAGACUAGGAGCCAACCCUCGCAGGGAUGCUGACAGCGUCAUCAUCAUGCAAAACCACUUCUGCUGUUUAAAAAGCCUUCAGUGGCGACGACAGCUCAGAAGUCAGCAAGUCACUGGUCUCUUACAGUGAAUGGGUCAUGGGAUACUGGGAACUGGUCGUGGUCCUGCUACUGUUGGAUGUUAGAGUUCAGGGCCAGAAUGCAGAAGAAGUACUUCAACUGUGCCAAAGCAAGGAGGGACAGGAGUCCUCCCAAGGUGCUGCUCCACCUGACGGGCAAUACCACUGGGAUCUGCACAGUGAAGUGCUCAUGGGGCAACGGGUCCCACGCCGCGCUGACCCUCAAUCUUACCAUCCUGAAACGUCCCUCGCCGCCCAGCUUUGAUUUCAUUAAAAAAGGUGAUCAUCGUUCCCCUGAGAUCAAGUGUGUCUCGGAUAGCAACCCCAAAGCGACCGUCAUGUGGUACACCAGCCUCCAAGCAUCCGGGAAAGAAUACUCUGAGAAUCCGAUCAAAACUUCAGAAGACGCAUUUGUCAAUAAGAAGUUAAUGUGCUGUGCUGCCAACGCCAUAGGGACAGAAUGCACUCAGCUAUACGACUAUGACAUGGACUCCGAAAGUCCGGUAGGUGUGGAGCAGCAGGAGGUGAAGGAGGUGGUGCUCAGCCCAGGCCAGUCCCUGCUGCUGCGCUGCACGUCCAAGUACACCGCCCCGCGGUGGUUGAGCAAGGGCAGAGGACCGGAGAUCACCACCAAGGUGAAGCCAUCGACCUCAGAGAAGGACACAGAGGAAAAGGGGUUUGCAGUGUGUUUGCAUAGGGCCAGAUAGUGAUGUCCAGGGGGUUUGAAUCCAAGCUGUCCUCAGUUAGUAUUGGGUUGUGUCCAUAACCCUCGUGUAUGCAUCCUUGAGAGAGAUGUCUUAAACACUACCUUCUCCUGAUUCUGAAUACACUGUGUUGCUUUAGAUACAUUUUCUAAAUGAUACAAGUAAUAGCACUCACUGUAUCCUUCUUGUUUUGCAGUAAAUUGCCAUAUUUUUGCUUUGAUUUAAUGCAAUCUUUUCCUGGUGCUUGAAGAUGGAUAAACAUGGGGGAAGAUGGCCUACCUAUACAUAAGGUCAUUGACGCUGGAACAAACCGGCACAUACACUUGUGGCCCAAAAAAUAAGACCAUCUCCGUCCAAGUCCUGGCCGAAAGACUUCCAUCAGUCAGUCUGGCUCCAACCAAUAAGACCAUUUCGGCCAAAGAGGCCAUGAACUUCUGCUUGCAAGCCACCAUCUCCUCCCACCCUUUACCUGACUACUGUGCGUGGGAAAGCCCGGACGGGAGAUGGAGGGACUGUGGAGGGUCCUCCUGGAGGAACAGGACCAGGCAGCUGUGCGACCACAUGAGAUCUGGGGAAUAUAAGUUACACCUGGAGGUGGACCGUCGGAGAUACCCCCACAAGAUGAAAUUGUGUGUGGCAGAUAAACCUCAGUUCAACUGCCAGUGGCUUCCUAAAAUUUUGUGGUGUGAGACAGUGAGUCCUGUACCUACAAAUGUCUCUUGGAGGUCAUGCCAGGAGCCCAACGAUUCCAACUGUACAAUUUUCCAACAGGAGAAGGUGGAGGAGGUGCUGUUCUGUGAGACCAGGAUCAACCGCUCCCUGAUGAUCGAUAAGGUGCCUCCCCAUCACUUUGCUCAAUUCUGCCUCACCAAUGCAUUUGGAUCCUGGUGCAGUGAUGCAAAGGACAGAACUCUGCCAAGUCCAACAGGGGAGCUCAUCGGUCCCGAGAACCCAGGGUCUGAGCUCAAAAUAGGCAUUCUGGUCCUGUUGGUCGCCUUGAUAUUGAUUGGCAUGCUGUUCCUUUACAAUAUCAGAAAAAAGCCGCGGUAUGAGAGCCAACUACAGAUGAUCCAGAUAAUGGGGCCCAAUGAUAAUGAUUAUAUUUACAUCAACUUCAAGGACUUCCAGUACGACCAGAAAUGGGAGUUUCCAAGGGAGAACCUGCAACUGGGUAAAGAGCUGGGAUCCGGGGCCUUCGGCAUGGUGGUCCAGGCCACGGCAGUGGGCUUCGGCCCUCAGGGCAACUCUCAGGUGGCUGUCAAGAUGCUCAAAGAGAAACACCAGACGGUGGAGAAAGAGGCGCUGAUGUCUGAGCUGAAGAUGAUGACUCAGAUAGGUAACCAUGACAACAUAGUCAACCUGCUCGGGGCGUGCACAGGCACAGGGCCUGUGUAUCUGAUCUUUCAGUUCUGUUGGUAUGGAGAUCUGCUGAACUAUCUGAAGAACAACAGAGAGUGCUACCAUAAGUCUCUCACUGACGCCUUCAACAAGGACCGCUUCACCAGCCUCUACCACAACCUGCAGUCCAAUGGGGACUCCAGCGAAUUCCAGAUACCAGUGGAAAACUACGUGCAUAUGCACCCUACCACCACUGGGGGGCAGGAGAACCUCGCCCUCCUCAACCUCAAAGAUGACGGCAUGGAUAAGGGGUCGGGGCAGCAGGCGGAGGAGCUGGAGGGGCUGACCUACAAUGACCUGCUGAGCUUCGCCCACCAGGUGGCCAUGGGCAUGGAGUUCCUGUCCGCCAAGAACUGCAUCCAUCGCGACCUGGCGGCCCGCAACGUCCUGGUGACCAAAGACCGGCUGGUGAAGAUCGGGGAUUUCGGCCUCGCCCGGGACAUCGACCACGACUCCAACUACGUGGUGCGAGGAAACGUGCGUCUGCCAGUGAAGUGGAUGGCUCCAGAGAGCAUUUUCCAGGGCAUGUACACCAUGAAGAGUGACGUCUGGGCCUACGGUAUCCUCCUGUGGGAGAUCUUUUCACUGGGGGUCACCCCGUAUCCUGGGGUGAAGGUGGACAGCAAGUUCUACUCCAUGAUUGAGAGAGGCUUCCAGAUGGAGUGUCCGUACUACGCCGGGGUCUCUGUGUACAGGGUGAUGUGUAAGUGCUGGAGCCUGGAGCCCAGUGACCGCCCUGCGUUCUCCAAGCUGGCGGCCUUCAUGGAGGCCCAGCUCACCAACAUGGAGGAGAAGCUGUAUCAUAAUACUGCAGAGGAAGGUUCCGGUGACUACAUGAAUGCGUCAGCCAUCUUUGAUAGUUCCUCCCCACUGAUGAAAGAGAAGGCAGCUCCGGGGCCGUCUUCACAAAACGACUACUGUCAGACCGCAGAGUAGGACCCAUGAGAGGGCUCCAGCACAAAGAAUUCAUAUGUCAUUAUGUGUCUUUAGUUUGUUAGAAGUCUCUUCCAGGAAGUAUCAGUUAGUCUUCUGAACUUAAAUUGCCUAAUGGUAAAGUUGAAUGUUUUUUUUUGCCAUGAUUAAAGUAUGGUUGUGCAUUAUUUGUGGUUGCCAUCGCGAUAACAUUGAUAUAUCUUGUAUUGUGCCUAUCAGAUACUUCCAGGCUUUCUGCAGCUAUAGGAAGUCCAACCGCUAAUUCUAGAUUUUUUUUAUUUUGUUCUGCUGGGUCUCUGUCAUAUAGCUCCCACACUUUGCUUUUUCUCUGAAAUGUGAUUUGAUAGCUGCACAUUAUGGAAGAUAUUUCUCAAAGCAAACAAUUCCGUACCUUCCAAUAUUUGUAUUCCAUGUAACCUGUGUAUUUUUUACUGAAAUAAAGGUUGUUUGUUCGAA